UGGUAGAGUAAAACUCAACUGGUGGGUGAACGUCGCAAUAGCUGCUAACAAACUGCUGGCCACGAAAGCAGAACAAAGGGCUUAUCAGCCGCAGAGCGCGGACAAUUAAAUUAUUUAGCUUUUAUGACGUACCUAAUGGCUGGUGUUUAUUUUGAAGCGAUAAGAUAGCGCGCGCCUUAUCGGAAGACCGAUAAACGAGAGCCGAUAGUCACGCAGCGCAUGCAGCCCUGGGCUCACGCGGCAAUUUCACCACAAGAUGGCCGCCGGCAGCUGUCAAAGCGAGCGCACACACACACACAGACAGACACUCGGCAUAAACGGUUUGCGCAAAGAAAAACGGAGAAAAGAAUUCAGCGGCGUCGGAAAAAACCGCGGAAAAUCAAUAGCAACUCACUGAAAAGCCAGAUACAACAGAGCCAGCAUGUCGAUCGGAGUACCCAUCAAAGUCCUGCACGAGGCCGAGGGCCACAUAAUCACUUGCGAGACCAUCACCGGCGAGGUGUACCGCGGCAAGCUAAUCGAGGCGGAGGACAACAUGAACUGCCAGAUGACACAGAUCACGGUCACCUACCGCGACGGGCGCACCGCCAACCUGGAGAACGUCUACAUCCGCGGCUCCAAGAUCCGAUUCCUCAUACUGCCCGACAUGCUAAAGAACGCCCCGAUGUUCAAGAAGCAGACGGGCAAGGGACUGGGCGGAACGGCGGGUCGGGGCAAGGCGGCCAUUCUGCGCGCACAGGCUCGUGGCAGAGGAAGAGGAGGGCCGCCGGGCGGCGGAAGAGGCAGUGGCGGACCGCCAGGAGCUCCGGGCGGCAGCGGCGGACGCGGAGCCUGGCAGGGAGGACCCACCGGCGGACGGGGACGCGGCGGCCUGUAGGAACUGCCUCCUGAACAACGCAUUUCUAAUCUCUAAGUUGCGGGCACUAUAUUAUUAGCGGGCGGGUUGAACUUCUCCAGAUUUUUUGUAAAGUAUUUACCGGGCGAAAGAGCCAAGAAUACAAGAGAAACUUGAAUUUGAAAACGCA
Molecule: messenger RNA, 1025 nt
Organism: Drosophila takahashii
Lineage: Eukaryota; Metazoa; Arthropoda; Insecta; Diptera; Drosophilidae
Gene: SmD3
Product: small ribonucleoprotein particle protein SmD3
Biological process (GO): spliceosomal snRNP assembly; RNA processing
Cellular component (GO): U2 snRNP; precatalytic spliceosome; U1 snRNP
Molecular function (GO): RNA binding
Source: RefSeq, a predicted model, not a curated record